Molecule: messenger RNA, 1699 nt
Organism: Cynara cardunculus var. scolymus (artichoke)
Lineage: Eukaryota; Viridiplantae; Streptophyta; Magnoliopsida; Asterales; Asteraceae
Product: putative beta-glucosidase 41
Exons: 13
Coding region: 43-1572 (509 amino acids)
Biological process (GO): carbohydrate metabolic process
Molecular function (GO): beta-glucosidase activity
Source: RefSeq, a predicted model, not a curated record
UUCGUUCACCGCCAAAACACUCUUCAAACAACCAACCGAUUGAUGAAGCCGAUUUCCGUUUUGUUUCUGUUGUUUGCGACCACAUGUGUGUUCUUGCGGUCGGAAUCUAUAAGCAGAUCUGAUUUUCCAGAUGGUUUUACAUUCGGAACUGCUUCUUCUGCUUACCAGUUUGAAGGGGCAGUCGACGAAGGAAAUAAAGGAGAUAGCAUAUGGGAUACCUUCUCAAGGCUACCUGGAAGGAUAUUGGACUCUAGCAACGCCGACCUGGCUGUCGAUCAAUAUCAUCGCUUCAAGACAGAUAUUGAAUUGAUGAAGAACCUCGGUAUGGAUGCUUAUAGAUUCUCAAUAUCAUGGUCAAGAAUAUUUCCAAAUGGAACAGGCAAACCGAAUCCACAAGGGAUCAGAUACUACAACAGAUUCAUUGAUUCUUUAUUGGAGAAAGGUAUUAUAUCAGGAAUUCAGCCCUAUGUAACUCUGUAUCACUGGGAUCUUCCACAGAUGCUUGAAGACAGAUAUGAUGGAUGGUUGAACACCCAGAUAAUAGAGGACUUUGAGCAUUAUGCUUUUACCUGUUUUGAAGCAUUUGGGGAUAGGGUGAAACAUUGGAUCACUUUCAAUGAGCCUCAUGGUUUUGCAAUUCAAGGCUAUGAUUAUGGUAUUCAAGCGCCAGGGAGGUGCUCAUUUCUGUUCCAUUUGUUAUGUAAGAAGGGAAAGUCAUCUCAUGAACCAUACAUUGUAGCUCACAACAUUCUAUUAUCUCAUGCUGCUGUUUAUCAUGGCUACCAACGGCAUUUUAAGGAAAAGCAAGGAGGUCUAAUUGGAAUAUCAUUAGAUAUCAAAUGGUAUGAACCUCUCUCAGACUCUGAUGAGGACCGUGAUGCUGCAACUCGAGCAAUGGAUUUUGGCCUUGGCUGGUUUCUUGAUCCUCUUUUCCUUGGAAGCUAUCCUCUUUCUAUGCAAAAUCAAGUAGGCGACAGACUACCUGAAAUCAGUCCUGUGGUUUCAGAAUUUAUCAUGGGGUCCUUGGACUUUGUUGGCAUCAACCAUUACACCUCGUUAUAUGCUAAAAAUGACAGAACUGGAAUUCGAAAAUUCAUACUGCGGGAUGCUUCCACUGACGCUGCUGUUAUUACGUCUUCUUCUAGAAAUGGAGAAUCGAUUGGAGAAAAAGCUGCUUCGAGUUGGCUACGCAUUGUGCCAUGGGGUUUGAGAAAGUUAGCAGUAUAUAUAAAAGAAAAAUACGGGAACCCACCAGUGAUUAUCACUGAAAAUGGUAUGGAUGACCCAAACAAAGCUCAUAUAGAUUUAGACGAGGCGCUGCAGGAUGACAAGAGGAUAAGUUACCACACAGACUAUUUGUCAAACCUAUCAGCUGCUAUUAGGGAAGAUGGAUGUGAUGUGCGUGGUUAUUUUGUGUGGUCGCUGCUUGACAACUGGGAAUGGAACUAUGGGUAUACUGUUCGAUUUGGACUGUAUUAUGUGGACUACAAGAACAAUCUGACAAGAAUACCAAAGUCUUCUGUCAACUGGUUCAAAGGUGUUCUGAGAUCACUACCUCAUCCUGUCGUAUAAUCAAUGCCAUCUGUUGUGAAUUGGUUCCUGUUAUUAUCUGAAAUGAAAUUUUAUAGCGUGAAUGAAGAAACUGUAGAAAAGUGACAAAUGGCUUUCAAGCAAAAAACAUAUUAACAUGAUCAUUCAA